AUGAAGACUCUGCAGUUGUAUGAACAUACAUCAGGACAGCUUGUUAACAAAGACAAGAGUCAAUGUAUGAUCCCUUUGAAUACUGAUCCAGCUACUAAUGAGAGGGUCACUUCUAUCACUGGUUUCAAAUCAACUCAUGGCCCUAUUACAUAUUUAGGAUGUCCCUUAUAUAUUGGGCGUCAAAGGAUCAUUUACUUUACUAGUAUGGUAUCCAAAGUGAUCUCCAGGAUUAGAGGAUGGCAGGCCAAAAUAUUGAGCUAUGGGGGAAGAGCUACUCUUGUCCAAUCAGUGUUGCAAUUACUUCCAAUUCACCUGCUUUCAGCAAUCAUCCCUACAGUCACUACCCUCAAACAAAUUAAAGUCCUUAUGGCAGAUUUUUUCUGGGGAUGGGAUAAAGAAAAGAGGAAGUACCACUGGGCUUCUUGGGAGACACUCAGCUACCCUGUGGAGGAAGGGGGUAUUGGUACAUGCAGCUUUUGGUGGGAUGAUUGGAUGGGUAUUGGACCCCUUGCUUAUCACAAUAACUAUCUACCUAGGCUCAAUAAUACUACAGUCUCUGAAUACCUUAUGAAUGGGGAAUGGAAUGUGCAGAAAAUCAGAAAAUAUGCCCCUCCUCAGCUUGUGUUUCAGAUCCUUAACACUAAGGUGUCCUUUUUACUAUGGAGAGCACUCAAAUUGAAACUUCCAACCAAUGAAAAACUAGUUCAAUUUGGAGCUGAACCAGCAGAAUGCUCUUGUUGCUACAGGCCUGGAUUGGAUACUGUUGACCAUAUAUUUGCCUCUGGAAAUUUAGCAAAACAUAUUUGGCAGCAAUUUUCCAGAUCUUGGGGAAUCCUGCAAGACAACUGGCCUCUGAGAAACAUCCUGAUGAAGUGGUGGACUUCUAAGCCCAAUAAUGCAGUCCAUAAGCUCAUGUUGCAGGCAACUCCUAUUUUUGUUUGCUGGCAUAUAUGGAAGAAUAGAUGUGCAAGCAAAUAUGGAGAAAAGAAAUCUAGUUCUACUAGAGUUAAGUUCUCCAUUACUAAGGACCUGUACAUGCUGAUAAGCACUGUCUAUCCUUACAUUAAGUGGCCUAAGAGUUGGAAUGAUCUGGUUCUGAUGGUAGAAAAUUGCCAACAUGACACUAAAGUGAUCAAAGUUGUGUGGAUCAGACCUCCACCUUCAAUAGUAAAGUUGAAUACUGAUGGGAGUGCAUUGGACAACCCUGGGAAGAUUGGAGCAGGGGGAAUAUUGAGAGACCACAAGGGUAACUUGAUAUAUGCAUUUGCAACUCCAUUAGGACAUGGAACCAACAAUCAAGCUGAGGUACAGGCAGCUACUAUGGGCAUCCUUUGGUGUCUUCAACAUGGUUAUAGUAGAGUGGUACUGGAGGUGGACUCAAAACUUUUGACUAUGUGGUUGAAGCAAGAUAUCAAGCCUUCAUGGAGCAUACACAAAUACAUGGAAGAACUUCAGAAUUUAGUCCAGUUACUAGACUACUUUCAUUGCAAACAUGUAUUUAGAGAAGCCAAUUUUGUUGCAGAUACUCUUUCUAAGCACAGCCAUAAGCUUGACAAUACUCAACAAUUCUAUAAUAUGCAACAACUUCCACAAGAAACCAAGGGCUACAUCAAGCUGGACAAGAUAGGGAUGGAACUUGUACACAUGCAACAUAUCAAUCCACAGUUGGAGGGCCAGCUAUGUGUGCUGCAUAUUACAGCAGUGGCAGGAUGGAGCACUUCACCAUUUGGAGCUUGCAGCUUGUGGAAUUUCUCCAUACAACCGGAACUUACAUCAAGGGGCUGGUGCUGGAGUGUCAGCAAUUGUGCUUGGAAUUCCAACAAAUUGCAGCAUACAAGGAGAAACUACAGCACAGUUUUUGCUGUGCAGAAUUUUUCUUGUUCUUUUACUUAUGCAGCUGCAGCAACAGCCAUCAAAAUUCCAGCACAGGCCACAGCUGCAGCCCCCAACAAAAGCAUCAUGCAACAUCAAAUUGACUCCAAACUAGGCAGGAAUACAGAAAAUACAGUAGUUGCAAAGCCUAAGAAGUUUUAG
Molecule: messenger RNA, 2034 nt
Organism: Solanum dulcamara
Lineage: Eukaryota; Viridiplantae; Streptophyta; Magnoliopsida; Solanales; Solanaceae
Exons: 5
Coding region: 1-2034 (677 amino acids)
Molecular function (GO): nucleic acid binding; RNA-DNA hybrid ribonuclease activity
Source: RefSeq, a predicted model, not a curated record